Molecule: messenger RNA, 2025 nt
Organism: Ylistrum balloti
Lineage: Eukaryota; Metazoa; Mollusca; Bivalvia; Pectinida; Pectinidae
Exons: 2
Coding region: 1-2025 (674 amino acids)
Biological process (GO): iron ion transport
Cellular component (GO): plasma membrane
Molecular function (GO): copper ion binding; oxidoreductase activity
Source: RefSeq, a predicted model, not a curated record
AUGAUGGACGAUAAAAUUUUGCUCUACCCUAGACACGGUCAACUUUAUCACUAUGAUGUCCAUGAUCCGACUCCACGUGACGUCAUUCCAAAGGACAAUAUCAUAACCGGGGACGGCUACUUUGAACCUCGCAUAGUAACAGUUGUGAACAACAGUCUUCCAGGUCCACCGUUAAUUGUUUACGAGGGUCAGUUGAUCACCGUCCAUGUACACAACAAACUGGCCAGUGACGCCGUGACCAUUCAUUGGCACGGUCUGCCACAACACGAUACGCCUUGGAUGGACGGAGUGGCUUUUAUAACGCAAUGCCCAGUACUGCCGGGCCAACAAUUUACGUACCGGUUCAGGGCCACUCCGGCGGGAACAUACUGGUAUCAUUCUCAUAUUGGAGCACAAAGAUCAAUGGGGCUCAAUGGAGCUCUGGUGAUAAGGGAGAAGAUUCCCCUAGAAACUGACGAACACAUUCUCACAAUACAAGACUGGAACCAUGACAUCGAUUCUGACAUGGUAUAUAUGAAAAUGUACUACGGAAAUUAUGAAAAUGGAACCAAGGUUCCCAAUACAAAGUCGUUAGAGGGUGCUUCCUUCAGUAUGUUUCACAUACAUUCAGGGUUAAUCAACGGCAGAGGGCGUUACUAUGACGAUCUUACGGGCAACCACAACGGCGCGCCUCUUUCUAGUUUUAAUGUUACGUACGGGGCAAUGUAUCGUUUCCGAAUGAUAGCUACAGGCGCUUUGUAUCCAUGGCGGGUUUCCAUUGACAACCACAUGUUAAUUGUCAUCGCUUCGGAUGGAAUGGACAUUGAGCCAGUGACAGUCCAGUCCAUCAUCAUCAAUCCUGGUGAAAGAUAUGAUUUCCUAUUAAGCGCAUACCAGAGUCCGUCAAACUACUGGAUCCGGGCGAAGACACUGGAGCUCAAUUUGAACCAUACUGCAGAGGCCAUAUUACACUACGUGGGAGCAAUGAACGAAGAACCAACAUCCUUCCCUCAUAGUUGCACUCGGACCACUAAAUGUGUAACAUUGAACUGUCCAUUUACAGAGUUUCCAACCUGGUAUAAUUCAACGUGUAUCAAUGUCGAUAAACUUCGUCGGAAACAAAACAUGACGCCAACAACUAGUGUGAAUGCCAUCACACCAGCAGAAUCAGCUAGUGACACAUUUCUCAAUUUCGCUUUUCCUGGAACUUCCUUUACCCCAGCUUCUGUCAAUGGCAGAAAGUUUAAAGUACCUCAAGUAUCUGGUUUAACUCAGAUGAGUGAAGUAGAUGACGAACAUCGAUGUAAUGACAAAGAUUGUGGUGAUGAUAAAAUAUGCUACUGUUUUAACACAUUGAAUCUAGAUUACAAUAAAACAUAUAAUCUUAUCUUCCUCAAUAUGGGAUUAGGGCGGGGCUGGGCUCAUCCUAUACAUAUGCAUGGUCACUCAUUUGAAAUCCUCAAGAUGGGAUUCGGUGUUUAUGAUACUGAUGGCCAGAUUGUGUCUGACAAUCCAGAUAUUAACUGUCGUGGAAAUGGUACCUUUAGUUUCUGCAACAACGCAACCUGGUCUAACGCCUCCUGGUAUGGUAACAAUGUCCCCGGAUUAAACCUAAUCAAUCCUCCUCGGAAAGACACUGUGAUAGUGCCAUCUGGCGGGUAUGUAGUCGUGCAAAUCAGGUCCGAUAACCCAGGUCUGUGGUUCUUGCAUUGCCACAUUGAGCUGCAUAGCAUGGACGGGAUGGCCUUGGCGAUCAACGAAUCAUUGGCUCAUGUCCCACUGCCACCGAAAGGCUUCCCAGAAUGCCGAGACUUCCGGUACGAUCAGCGCUCUUAUUCGGGUCAUAAACACAAGCGUUCUGCAGAUGUUCACAUCAUUUCAGAGACACAAUAUGACGGGAGCAAUACCGGAGCAUUUGUUGUGAUGACGUCAGACCAGUUUUGGACAGUACUGGCCUUGUUGAUCGUGGUUAUCAGCUUGCUUCUAACCGUCAUCGUGUGGUUAGGCAUUUACAGGAGGAAUGUAACCCACCAGGCCAAACCAUGA